GUGAAAUAUCAAUGGAUGGGCUGAUUGAUUCUCUACCGACGACUUUGCUGCAUAACCCUCCGAACUUCCCCAUCACAAAACAUACACAUCUUCUCUAUUACCUACCUAGUACUUCGAAAGUCUCCUUCAUACGUCUCGUCUACCUCUCUCUCUCUCUCUCUCCUUUGUCAAUUGUUGACCCUGAGAAGCUUAAUUGGUGUAUACAUACGAAGUAAGGAGGCACAUUUGAGGUCCACGUAACACGUCGACAGGUAACUCUCCCAAGCUUGGCAAUUGCUCUUCGCAUUCUCAGAGACACCUCAACCAGACUCCAGUCAAUUGUGUAAAAGAAGAUAGACAUUAGGCCGCCGAUUGAUAUGUGUAUAUUACAUCUUGUUGACUGAAAGUAGCUCUUCCACAUCAGCUGCUACUCAUUACGCCGGAUAGAUUUUGGGAAGAUAGUAUCUUCGACUACUACCCGCGUUAGUAUUAUUACGAAAGCAAAAUCCCAAUGGCUGCCCCGCAUAUCUAUCGCCCCAAGCCGCGUCGGCCUUUCGAGGCACAUUCCCUUACCCUUCAAACUCUAAGUCCUUCUCUUACCUCUUUAUCCGAGUUCUUUGAAGCACCGAGCCGCACCGACUCCGUUCUCGAUUUGACAUCCUCCACUUUGGGUGGAAUAUACGAGGCGACUGGCCAUGGUGAUUUUGAGCCAGAGACGCCGUCCACACCUUGGGGAACAGGCGCUGAAAGUCCCCAACGAACACGCAGCCCUCCAGUCUAUCGAAGACAAUCUUUUGCCGACGUUCCUACCUCAGAGUCGGCUACUAUAUAUUCCAGAGUCUUCAGGUCUGUGCUAUUAUUCGGCUUAGGACUCUUGUAUGGUUUACUUGUCAAACAUCUACACGAUGACCGGCAUCUAGCACCACUUCAAGUGGAGACAAUUAUAAAACCUAGCCAUGAUUGGAAAUAUCUUGUAUUUUGGGGCAUAGCUGGGGUAGGAUUGGGAAGUGUAUUACCACUGGUCGACAAAUUCUGGGAGGAAAGGGUGCAAUUACCCUUUGAAUCCUCCACUUGUACUCCCUCGGAAGAAGCAAUCGAUGUCAGCAACUCGCAGGGUGUUCUUGGAGGAGACUGGAUACUAGCAGUGAGAAGUGUGGGCGCUUUUGUGGGAAUUGCUUAUGCCAUUCGCAAAUUACCUUGGGCAUCCGAUAUGCAAGCCUCCUUAGCCCUGGCCCUUGUGAAUCCAGUCCUGUGGUAUCUUAUUGAUCGUUCUAAACCUGGACUUGCAUUUUCAGCCGCAGUUGGGGCUACUGGAAGUGUACUUCUCCUAGCAUCGAACUCAGACUUGAUGCCCAGUCCGGCCGCUUCCAUGAAGAACAAUACUGUAUCUCAUCAACCGGCUGAUUACUCAGAGGCAGAAUCCGAGAAACUAGUCACAAGGGGCAACCUCGAGGCUGGGAUAUGGAUUGCUAGUGUUCUCUUUUGCAGCUGUGUUUGUUUUGGAAAUAUUGGGCGAAGGCUAGCACUCAACAGCAACAGAAGAAGGACCUCGUUUUUGAGCAAGCAGCCGAGAAGGGAGUCCAUGGGACAUGUGCAAGCUGCAAGACAGUUGCGAUAACAUAAAAAUCAAUACCUUCUUUGGUCGAUACCUGGAUAUGUAGAGAUUGGAAAACAAUUGUCAAGCAUUAUGAAAUACACUUUCAGCUCUUUCCUACGUUUUUCACAGUAUAUUCAUUUGAGAAGAGAACUUUACUUCAUGUGCUUAAGGAACACUAAGCAACAUCUGUUAUUUGGCGAUAUCAAGGAACAUUGGAACAAUGAUCUGGGUCAACUCCAUUCGCAGCACAAGGCUGUAUAUUGAUUUCAAUUAAGCUGCCGCCAAAAUUUCAGUUAUGAGGAAAAGUGCCACAAUUUCGAAUCAGAUCCAAUAUUUGAGUUUGGAAGCGGAAGGGAAAGAACCCAGCAUUUGGCUUCUCGAAACAGAAUGCUAACAGUACUUGAUGAGGAAAGAACCGUGCUCCUCAGCUUGAUCUAGUGUUUGAUUUUGGAAGAAGGAAAGAUGUACAACACCCGAUAGGUAACACACAGCGAUGAUUUUCGGCAUGAUAAGUUUUGGGAUAGCAGGCGUUAAGGAGGAGUGGAAGAGACGACAUUCGGGAAAACACGCAUGUAAGGAAGAAGGGAAUUCCAAUACCUAUUUAUUAGUAAUACCAAAUUAUUCUUAUUCCA
Messenger RNA from Botrytis cinerea B05.10, 2208 nucleotides. RefSeq lists its product as hypothetical. Lineage: Eukaryota; Fungi; Ascomycota; Leotiomycetes; Helotiales; Sclerotiniaceae. The record is from RefSeq and is a predicted model, not a curated record. Gene Ontology annotation, cellular component: endoplasmic reticulum. The transcript has 2 exons. Bases 491 to 1597 code for a protein of 368 amino acids. Gene Ontology annotation, biological process: sterol biosynthetic process.